UUUGUUUUAUAAGAAUAUAAUAUUAUUUUAAUGGAAUUCCGUGACACUUUAGAGGAAUUGGACGAUGACACGUUUGACGACGCUAAAUCUACUCGUACUACCGACGAAAAUCGCAAGCAAAAUCACAGUGAAAUUGAAAAAAGGCGACGAGAUAAAAUGAACACAUAUAUAAAUGAGUUAUCGUCUAUGAUACCCAUGUGUCAUGCAAUGCACCGAAAACUGGAUAAAUUAUCAGUAUUGCGUAUGGCAGUCCAACACUUACGCAGCAUACGUGGCACAGUUCAUCCAUACAGUGGUGGCGAUUAUAAACCAACAUUCCUUUCAGAUCAAGAACUUAAAAUGCUUAUAUUGCAAGCAGCUGAAGGAUUUUUAUUUGUUGUUGGUUGCGACAGGGGACGAAUUCUAUACGUUUCUGAAUCUGUUUCAAAAGUUCUUAAUUGUACACAAGAUGAUUUACUUGGACAAAGUUGGUUCGAUGUACUUCAUCCAAAAGAUGUGGCAAAAGUAAAGGAGCAAUUAUCGUCGCUGGAACCAGUGCCAAGAGAACGUCUAAUUGACGCUAAAACUAUGCUACCUGUCAAAACAGAUAUUCCACAAAGUUUGUGUAGGUUGUGUCCAGGAGCGAGACGUUCAUUCUUCUGUCGUAUGAAAGUUAAAGCUCACAGCAAUCAAAUCAAAGAAGAAUCAGAUACAUCAUCCAGUUCGCGUAGUUCGACAAAACGAAAAUCAAAGUUAAGUGUAGAUCAUAAAUAUAGAGUUAUACAGUGCACAGGUUACCUUAAGUCAUGGACACCAAUCAAAGACGAAGAACAAGAUGCAGAUAGCAAUGACCAAAUGACGAACCUUUCAUGUUUAGUAGCAGUCGGUAGAAUACCACCUAAUGUGUUGGAAUCUAAUAUACCAUCGUCGUUAGAUACUCAUCCCAACAUAAGACAUGUUUUAUUUAUAUCCAGACAUUCCAUAGAUGGAAAAUUUCUUUUUAUAGAUCAAAGAGCCACAUUGGUCAUUGGUUUUCUGCCUCAAGAGAUACUUGGCACCAGUUUUUAUGAAUAUUUCCAUAAUGAUGAUACACCCGCAUUAGCAGAAUCACACAAAACUGUAAUGCAAAUACCAGAGAAAGUAACGACACAAGUGUAUCGAUUUCGUUGUAAGGAUAAUAAUUUUGUACAAUUACAAAGUGAGUGGAGAGCUUUUAAGAACCCGUGGACUAAUGAUAUUGAUUAUAUAAUCGCAAAAAAUUCCGUGUUUUUGUAAGUUAAAAAAUAAAGAAUUACUUAAUCGAAA
Molecule: messenger RNA, 1284 nt
Organism: Teleopsis dalmanni
Lineage: Eukaryota; Metazoa; Arthropoda; Insecta; Diptera; Diopsidae
Product: protein cycle
Exons: 5
Coding region: 31-1254 (407 amino acids)
Biological process (GO): regulation of transcription by RNA polymerase II
Cellular component (GO): cytoplasm; transcription regulator complex; aryl hydrocarbon receptor complex
Molecular function (GO): RNA polymerase II cis-regulatory region sequence-specific DNA binding; protein dimerization activity; DNA-binding transcription factor activity, RNA polymerase II-specific
Source: RefSeq, a predicted model, not a curated record